CCCUAGGGGAUUCCUGAGCCGGGGAAACCGACCAGAGGGCAGAGCUCCGGCUGAGCGGCGGACGCGUAGGCAGAGCUCGCAGAGACCUGGCGGGCUAAGCAGGAGGCAUGGGCCGGGCCGCACCCUUAGCGUUGCCGCUGGUGCUGCUGUCGCCGCUGUCGCUGUUCUGGGCACCCCCGGGAGCCGGAGCCCAGGGUGUCCACGUGGAGGCGCCUGCUCAGGUGCUCGGCUUCCUGGACGCCAACAUCACGCUGCCGUGUCACCUGCAGUCGCUGGCGCGCGGCAUGCAAGUGGUGCAGGUGUUGUGGCUGCUGGAGGACACCCACGAAAGUGUGGCCAUGUUUCACCCCAUGAAAAACCCCAGCUUCUCUGACCCCGCGAGGAUGGAGUUCGUGGCCACCAGGCGAGGCCCAGGGUUGCAGGACGGGUCGCUGGUGGUGCGGUCGCUCCGUGCCAACGAUGAGGCCAACUACACGUGUGAGUUCGUCACGUUCCCGCAGGGGAGCGGGAAGGCCAGCACGUCGCUCCGGGUGCUCGCUAAACCCCAGAACCAGCCAGAGGUCCUGGAGACGCACGUCCAGCUCAACCCAGAGCCCGUGCCAGUGGCCCGCUGUGUCUCCACCGGGGGCCGCCCGCCUGCCCACAUCUCCUGGUCCUCACCUCUGGACUGGAAGGCCAAUAUGAGCCAGGAGCCAGGGCCCCUGCCUGGCACGGUGAACGUCAUCAGUCACUUGAUAUUGGUGCCCUCAAGCCAGAUAGAUGGCAAGAAGGUCACCUGCAAGGUAGAGCAUGAGAGCUUCAAGGAGCCAGAGCUGCUGAAUGUGACCCUCACUGUGCAUUACCCCCCUGAGGUCUCCAUCUCCGGGUACAAUGACAGCUGGUACCUCGGCCUCAAUAAUGUCAACCUGAGCUGUGACGCACGCAGCAACCCAAAACCCACAGCAUAUAUGUGGAACACGACUAUGGGCCGCCUGCCUCCCUCUGCUGUGCCCCAGGGCCACCAGCUCCUGAUCCAUACUGUGGACGAGUCAAUCAACACGACUUUUAUCUGCAGUGUCUCCAACGCCAUAGAGACUGGCCAAGCAGAGCUGACUGUCCUGGUCAGAGACAGACCUCCUGGGGAACAGUCACACCUAGGCAUAAAGGCUUCGAGGAUCACUGCCCUGGUUUUGGCACUCCUGCUUCCGGUGGCACUCUUGCUUUAUUUCCUGGUGUUUAAAAGGAAGUGCCUGGAUGUCACAGCCUGUACUAACACGAAUGCCAGGGUGCUCUCCCUAGGACCCGCUGACAGAUGGCACGAGGUGACAGCAUCAGGGCUGAAUGGAGAGAGAGAAUGGAGCUGGCAAGGACCUGGCCUCAAUGGCCGGACCCAAGACCCUCUCCAUGGCCACCAUCUCCAUGACAGGCCUUGAGAAUGUCCCUUCAGAGAUCCAAGAUCCCCACCACAAAUCACACUGAUACCAUGGACCACUGGAAAUGCCCAAAGCCUCCAGGCAAACAAAGACACUCGCAUUGGGCAGAAUAUUCCAGGCUUAGAGAUCCCCGCCCAGGAGCCAAAGAGCCCAAUCUUUCUUUGAACAAGAUUAAUCUUUUAUUGCACACCGAGCCACACAGACCAUUCCGGCUGCUAGAGAAUUUUUGUAAGAACUUGGACUCUGGCCUGGAGCUGCCAAAUCUCUACUAUCACUUGAAUCUCUGUGGUUACAAGAAACAAUAGCUGGUGCUUGUUACUGGAAGACAUCGAGGGCCUGGAACUGGGCACCCAAGCAGCCGCCUGGGGCCGUCCACGGAGCAGGAACUGAUACACGUGAACUUGGAGAUUGUCACUGAGCUCAGUCAUCUCCAGGCACCAUCCUGCCAAGAAUCAGGCCCCUGGAGACUGUCUGCAGCCAGGGUGCUGGGAUUCAUUAACCCACCAAGGAAGGAGCCCUGGUGGUACAGUGGUUAAAGCUUUCAGCUGCUAACUGAAAAGUCAGCGUGGUUCGCACCCACCAGCCACUCCACAGAAGAAAGAUGUGACAGUCUGCUUCCGAGGAUUCUUUAUUGCAGCCUAGGAAACCCUAUGGGGCAGUUCUACCCUGUCCUAUAGGGUCACGAUGAGUCGGAAUCAUCAACUCGAUGGCAAUGUUUUUUUUUGUUUUGUUUCGUUUUAACCCACCAAGGAAAGCAAGAUGCCAUUAUCAAAACAGUGGGAAAGGGAUACUGAGCAAGCAGGAACACCAGCUGCAUGGGACCCAUAUCCCUUUGUCAAAAAUCUAAAUGCGCAGAGAAACACCAAAAAUUAGUGUAACAGAAUAUCUUUAUUGUGAGUAGAUAUGAUUCGAAUCCAGCUGCGUCAAAACCAAAUUCGGAAAGGCGCUCUGCUCCAAAGGAGGGACAGUGAGAGGGGAUUCUCUAGGUCGUUGUUACGUUAAUUUCUCAGGACAUGGGAACACGUGCAGGGUCCCAGGCAGGUAUAGAAACGGAGUCACUAAGGACAUGCCAUACACUUCCCAGUCAGACCCAGGGUUCCUGCCCCUCAAAACUGGCUGCACUUAGAUAAUUCUCCAAAAGAGCCUCAUGCCUAAGGCAAAACAGUCUCUACUAAGCUGCCUACUAGGCUAGUGUUUGACAUGAAGGUGACUUUAUGAAAACAGUUCCUUAAAGGCUUAAGGCUCAGAAGGACACCAAAGGGCAGAUGGCCUGGGUGGGUCUCCUGGAUUCCAGGAGAAUGAAAACAGCUUGUCACCUUGGUCCAAGGGGGAUGUGGUCCACAACCCAGGAGCAGAGCAGUUCAGAUGGAACUGGUGUGUUUACUUAGACAAAGGAAAGGUUUCUGACCUUGAUGAGAGGACUGUUUGAGAAAAUACCUUAAGAGAGCUAAGAUCUUGGGCCAGGUUCAUAAAUGGAAAAAAGGCUUAAGCUGGCCUGUGGGAGGGAACAAGAAGGGAUACAAUAGUGUGGAACACAGGAGGGAGGGGAAAGACAGGAGCCAGCAGGAUAGCGGGGGUGGGGAACGCAGGGUGACAGGCCAGCGGGCCCCACAGUGUCAGCGAGACACACACAGGGACUUCUGGGGACAUGGAUGUCUCAUGCCCAGUGGGAGUUGUUUCAUUGCGACACUAAACCCUUGUCCGUCCCCAAACUCCAACACCUCAGUAACCAAACCCAAACCCUCUGCCACUGGGUUGAUUCCGACUCAUAGUGACCCUACAGGUCAGAGUAGGGAGUUGUAGAAGUAGGACUGCCCCCAUAUAAUUUCCAAGGCUAUAAUCAUCACAGAAGCAGACUGUCACAUCUUCCUCCCGCAGAGCAGCUGGUAGGUUCGAACUGCCGACCUUUCGUCUAGCAGCCGAGAGCUUUAACCACUGUACCACCAGGGCUCCUGUAACACCUCUCAUUAAAGCCUAUUUAUUACACCUCAGGUGGCUGUGUGGAAAGGGGCUUUGUGGGCACCGAGGAGGGCUGAGAUUCGUGUGGGCUGCCAAGGGGUGGAACAGAAUCAGGAUGUGUAGAAGUGGGACCCCGACUCAAGAAAGCCAAAGAUACUAGUCCGCAAAAUUCUCAGACACCAUCUGAAAAUGAGGAGAGCUUGUCUUUUUUUAUUUUUUUGUGUUUAAUAUUUAUGAGGUGAGACAUCCCUGACUCACAGCGACCCCACGCACAACGGAACAAAACGCUGCCCAGACAUGAACCAUCCCCCUGAUCAGUUGUGAGUCAGACCAUUGUGAUCCAGAGGGUUUUCCUUGGUUGAUUUUCAGAAGUAGAUCACCUGGCCUUUCUUCCUAGUCCACCUUAGUCUGGAAGCUCCGCUGAAGCCUGUUCAGCACCCUGUCAACACGCAAGCCCCCGCUGGCAGACGGGUGGUGGCUGCACACGCGGUAUGUUGAGCAGAAGUCAAGUCAGGGUCUCCCACAUGAAAGGCAGAAUUCUAACAUAUAAACGUCCGCAAAUCAAGUUAUCAGAAAAUAUCAGAGAAAAGCAUCUUUUGCACUCUGUUAGUUUUCUGUUGAAGUAACAGGUUACCACAAACAGUCGCUUAAAACAGAAAAAAAACAAUGAAGAUUUAUUCCCUUGAACGGUCACGCUUCACGUAACGUCCGUUUGGGCAACAUCUAACCGCAUAUAUAUCUGAGGUCCCAUAAGCUUAUAACAGGGUUCAGAAAUCCCUAUCAGAGAACAGGACGUAGCAGAUUUAAGCAUGUCACACUUGACAAUCACGACAGUCCUCAAAAACAAAGAAAAAACUCUCCCAGCUGUUAAAGGAUCGGCUUCAGUGAAAGCUGCAAGGCUAACAAAAAUCUGAGAGGGACCUAUAUCAGAUAGGAAGAAAUUGCUAAUGACACGGAUUGAGGACCAAACACAGACCGAAGACAAUCAUUGCUAAGGCACAAAGCUCGUUCGAGAUGCUUAAGGGAUAAGCAGGACCAGACUACGGUAUUGGGUUUAGUGCUAGCUCUGGGUGGUUCAACGCUUCAAACAACGUUUUUUGCUGCAUAAUGUGAAAAUGAGUGUUGAGCCUGAGAAUGCUUAUGCAAAGGAGGCAGAAGAACUUACUGAAAACUUAGAUAAACUAACUGUGGUAGAGGGAGGUUAUUUAUCCCAGCAAAUUUUUAAUAUGGAUGAAACCUCAUUCUGGAAAUGAAUGCCUGAAAGGAUCGCCAUCCAUCACAUGGCGUUCACAAACGCCCAAAUCACAUAACAUCCUAUUUCACAGGACGUGUUGUGGAUGUGGGAAACCCUGGUGGCGUAGUGUUUAAGUGCUACGGCCGCUAACCAAAGGGUCGGCAGUUUGAAUCCGUCAGGCGCUCCUUGGAAACUCUAUGGGGCAGUUCUACUCUGUCCUAUAGGGUUGCUAUGAGUCGGAAUCGACUUGACGGCACUGGGUUUCGUUUUUGGUUUUGGACUGUGGAUGUUAAGCAACGCAUGGCUGACAUUAUGGAGGUCAGAAAUCCAAAAUAAGUCUAAAAAAGAGUUGCCAUCGACUUGAUUCCAACUCAUAGCAACCCUGUAGGACAAAGUAGAACUGCCCCCAUAGGGUUUCCAAGGCUGUAACCCUUACAGAAGCAGACUGCCACAUCUUUCUCCUGCAAAUGAGACUUACAGGGAUAAAUCCGAGGUGUCAGCAGGGCUGGUUCCUCUGGAGGCUCUAGGGAAGAGUCUGCCCUUGCCUCUUGCAGCUUCUGGAAGCUGCUCAAAUACAUCGGUUCAU
Messenger RNA from Loxodonta africana (African savanna elephant), 5191 nucleotides. It is a transcript of the gene PVR, whose product is annotated as PVR cell adhesion molecule. Gene Ontology annotation, molecular function: cell adhesion molecule binding. Gene Ontology annotation, cellular component: plasma membrane; focal adhesion; apical junction complex. The record is from RefSeq and is a predicted model, not a curated record. Gene Ontology annotation, biological process: regulation of viral entry into host cell; homophilic cell-cell adhesion; positive regulation of mast cell activation. Bases 108 to 1412 code for a protein of 434 amino acids. NCBI's taxonomy places the organism in Eukaryota, Metazoa, Chordata, Mammalia, Proboscidea, Elephantidae. The transcript is spliced from 8 exons.